AUGGGGAAGAAAGGAAACAAGAAGGUCGGGGAGGACGUGUACGAGGAGAGCGACGAGGACGAAGAGAGAAGGCAGAAGGAUGAAAAGCGGAGGUUCGCAGGGGUGGACAUCUACGAAUACGAGCAGCCGGACCAUUUCUCUGACGACGAGGAGAUCGACGAGGAUGAGGCGUUCGGUGAAGAUGACUACGAUCGUUAUGGCGAUCUUGGAGGAAAGGAUGACAGGUCAUGCAAGCGAGAUGAGUUGCUUGCCGCCUUCCUGAACUCUGGUGGUGAAAACUACAGGGACGAAGACGAGGACGAGGACGAGGCUGAAGGGUCGGAUGACAUGGACGACAUCUUCAAUGAGGACGGCGGAGAAGAUGAACAGUCCGAAGGGGAGGAAGAGGAAGAGGAAGAAGAGGAUGAUGAAGACAGGCACAUGCAGCUUCUUGCUGCUGUCAAGGCGACGAAGAAGAAGGAGGAGCAGGAACUUUCGUACGUGCCAGCUGCUGCAGAGGGUGAGUUUGGGGUAGGGACGCAAGGGAAGCAGCUUUCGCUGUCUAGCUUGCUGGACCCCCUCAAGUCGAAACAAUCAAUGAAGAGCGUCGUGAAGGACUUGGAGGAGGUGGAGGGGAAGCGAGCGGUGGCAGUCCCAGCUCCCACGAUUGUGACGCAGCGGGCAAUGAGACAGGUUGGGUACGAGGACACAAAGAACACCGUGACGCACUGGCUGCCGAUCGUGAAGAAGAACAGGGAGGCAGAGCAUGUCAGCUUCCCUCUUAAGAUGCCGACAGGUCACAACGUUACAGCCUCCUCCAUCAUCAGCUCGUUCAAGCCGCAGACGUCGCUGGAGCAGAAGAUAGGGAGCAUGAUCAGCGCUGCAGGGGCGGACGAGGCGAGCCUUCAGAAGAGCGAGGAGCUGGAGCUGAGGAAGCUGAGCGUGGAGGACGUACAGGCGCGGCAGAAGGAGCUGGCUAAGAUGCGAUCGCUGCUGUUCCAUGCGGAGAUCAAGGCGAAGAGGAUCAACAAGAUCAAGUCCAAGAAGUUCCACAAGGUCUCCAGGAAGUACAAGGAGAAGGAGGGAGCGAUUGCGGACAAAGAGCUCAAGGAGCUGGACCCAGAGGCGUACAAGGAGAGGAUGGAGAUGCUGGCGAGGAAGAGGGCGGAGGAGCGGCUGACUCUGAAGCACAAGAACACUUCGAAGUGGGCAAUUGAGGAGCAGAUAAGGAUGGGAGAGCGGCUGAGGAAGAAGCAGCUAGAGGCUGAGAGCGAGGAGGAGGACGAGGAGGAGGAGGACAAGAAGUUCUUGGACGAGGCAAGGAAAGAGGAUGUGCUGGGCCCGCAGCUGUCGCAAGAGAAGGUGAAAGGGGUGAUGGGGAUGGCGUUUAUGCAGAGGAGCAUGGAGAAGCAGCGGGAGGAGGCGAGCAAGUUGCUGGCUGACCUGAACGCGAUGCAUGAUGGGGAAGACUUGUCUGAUGCCAGCGAGUUCGAGGAGGACGGGGCGCAAGGCAUGCGGAGAAAGAAGCAGGAGGAGAAUGAGCAGGGAAAACACUUUGAGGGGGAAAGCGAAGAGGAGGAAGAGGCGGCGGCUGAGAACCCGAACAAGAGUGGGAAAAAGAAGAACAAGAAGAGAAAGAGCAGCGCAGGUCCUCUGAAAGAUGGAAACACGCAGAUUGACGAGGUUGCAUUCUCCACUGGCAGCACCCUUGUGGUGCAGGAGCGAACAGGCUUGAAGGAGGUCGUGUACGAAGCAAAGCCAGGAGGAGGAGGAGGAGGAGGGAAGAACAUGCAGAGUGCCAAGAAAGAAGCGAAGAAAGAAUCAAAGGAGGCAAAGAAGGAGAACAAUCAGCAGCAAGGGGGAGGAAAGCAGGCAGGAGGAGACCCGAGCCUCAAGAUCGAUUUCAACGACGAGUUGGACACGAAGCAUCUCAACGGAAAGGAGGAGGAGGCAGCAGCUGCUGAAACUUCCUCCAACCCCUGGCUCGCUACCCCUGGCAAGGCAGCAGGGCAAGGAAAGAAGAAGCAGAGCGAAUCGGAGGGGAAGGAGGGAGGGGCAGGGAAGCAAGAGAACCCCUGGCUCUCUGCGACAAAUGCCAGCGAGCGCAAGGAGCGCGUAGCGACGCAGGACGCUGAUGGGGUUGUGAGCGAGAGGAUGACAAGGAAGGAGGCGAAGCGGAAGGCUACGGAGAUGGAGACGAUGCUCGAUCUCAACGUCACCUUGGGGAAGGUCGGGAAGGGAGGAGGAGGAGGAGGAGGAGGAGACAGGCAAAAGAAGAAGGCAAAAGGAGAGGAAGGAGAGGAGCAGGAGCCCGAGCCUCCUGCCAUGCUAUCCGGGCCCUCCAAGGAGCAGGUGCGGCUGAUGCAGGCGGCAUUCGCAGACGCGGACAUGGAGGCGGAGUUCGAGGAGGAGAAGCGAGAGAUCAUGGAGAGCACGAAGCCAAAGCUGGUGGAGGCGACGCCGGGAUGGGGAGGAUGGGGAGGAGAGGGAGUGAGAGAGAAGGAGAAGGCAAGGAAGGUCCUGGAGGUCAGCUACAAGAAGACGCAGCAGGAGAGGAUGAAGAAGGCGAUGAUAGGGGAGGUGCCGUACCACCAGCGGCAGGAUAAGGAUCUUUCCCACGUGAUCAUUAGCGAGAAGAGGAACAGGCAUGCGGCCAAGUACCUCGUAGAGAAGCACCCUCACCAGCCACUCGGACCGGACUGGAACACUGCCAACAUGCACAAGAAGAUGAUCCAGAAGACGGUUCAAAUCAAGACUGGCAAAAUGAUUGAUCCCAUCGCCCUCCCCACCACUAGCAAGAGCAAGAAGAAUGCUCUGAUGAAGAUCGCGUCUCGUCCUAAAGCUCCAGUAAGAGAGUAG
Molecule: messenger RNA, 2838 nt
Organism: Guillardia theta CCMP2712
Lineage: Eukaryota; Cryptophyceae; Pyrenomonadales; Geminigeraceae
Exons: 9
Coding region: 1-2838 (945 amino acids)
Biological process (GO): rRNA processing
Cellular component (GO): small-subunit processome; nucleolus
Source: RefSeq, a predicted model, not a curated record